Amphibalanus amphitrite is the source of this 4347-nucleotide messenger RNA. RefSeq names its product phospholipase ABHD3-like (gene Hydr1). The transcript is spliced from 9 exons. Bases 269 to 1459 code for a protein of 396 amino acids. Gene Ontology annotation, molecular function: monoacylglycerol lipase activity; acetylesterase activity. Gene Ontology annotation, biological process: medium-chain fatty acid biosynthetic process; medium-chain fatty acid catabolic process. The record is from RefSeq and is a predicted model, not a curated record. Lineage: Eukaryota; Metazoa; Arthropoda; Thecostraca; Balanomorpha; Balanidae.
AUGGCGCAGAUGUGACAGUCGAGCCGCAGUUGGAAAAGUGGGCGGUGUGGUGAUAUACGCGCAUGAUUAUCGAUGACCUAGAGAUCGACAUUCCUUUCAAGGCUGAGUCCCUUUUUGUUCGCGGGAGUGCACGCGGUAGGCGCGUGGCGCGUGGUGCUGGAUCUUUUCCUUGGUUUGGCACUCUUAUUUCGGGUUCUGUGUGCGAACAGUCCUAAACUAGCACCGCUUGGCGUUGUGCUUCUCACGGUUUCUGUUUUUGGUUGCUGAUAUGUCGUUAUUCUACUCUUACUUUUUCGGCGUGCCCGGCGGUACCUGGAUGGCGCUGUCGGUGGCAGGCUACAUCACCUACUACUUAUCUAAAUGUGUUCAGCGUCCAGUGAUGGCAGUGAAUCCGGACAGCAAGUUUGCCCAGUUCCUGACGUCACAUCUGAGCGUCCUGCAGGAGAAGUACUGGCCCACUCCCUGGUGCCUGGAGGCGCGCCUGCAGACGGUGCUCGGCAGCCUGUUCAGGAGCCAGCUGCCCAACAUUGACUACCAGAGAGAGCUGGUGGACCUUCCUGACGGCGGUGUGGUGGCUCUGGACUGGCAUCGCGCCUCAUUCAAGGGAGCCAAGAAGGACGACCCCCAUCCGAUCGUACUGCUCGUCCCCGGACUCACAGGCAGCAGUCAGUCGGACUACAUCCGGAGUCUGAUCCACGUCUCGGAGAAGAUCGGCGCCAGCUGUGUGGUGCUCAAUCAGCGGGGUCGCGGCGGCGUGAAACUGAAGACGCCGCGGACCUACUGUGCGGCCAACAGCGAGGACCUCGGCUUUGUGAUCGACCACCUUCACAAGACAUUCCCCCGAGCCCGACUCAUGCUCACAGGGGUGUCCCUGGGAGGUAUGAUCGUCGGUAACUAUCUGCAGCAGCAGUCGUCCGCCGCCGUCGACAAGGUACUGGCCGCCAUGAUCAUCUCCGUGCCGUGGAACGUAUUCGUGGGCUGCGCCAGUCUGGAGACGCCCCACCUGAACCUGAUGCUCAACAGACACCUGGCAGACUGCCUCGUCGACUCGGUGAAAAUGCAUGAGGACGUCAUCAAUCACGAGAACGCCCCCUGGAACUGGAAGGAGGUCUGCAAGUCCCGCACGAUCCGCGAGUUCGACGCCUCGUUUGUGGUCAAACAGUUUGGUUUCCGUGACGUCGAGGACUACUACACGGCAGCCUCACUGAACGACAAGCUGCACCGCAUCCAGGUGCCCCUGCUGGGUCUGAACGCCGCCGACGAUCCCUUCAUUCCCUUCAACGGCGUACCCCUGGAGCAGGUGAAGCAGACCUCGCACGUGGCCAUCGUGAUGACCUCGCACGGCGGCCACAUCGGCUUCAUGGAGGGGAUGCUGCCGUUCAAACAGAACUACAUCGACCGCGUGUUUGCCGAGUACUGUCGGGCGGCGCUGGCCAACCCGGAGCUGAUACAGCAGUAGGCGGCAGGGCGGGCAGCUGAGGGGAGAGAGUGAAAGACCGACAGGAGGGAGUGAAGGGGCAGAGAGGGUGAAGCUAGGAGGGAGGAUGGUAUGUUGGAGAUGAGCUCUAGGACGUAUGUGAUUGGAAAGAUUGUUUUAGGUAGGCGCAGUUAAAGUUUAGGUCGAUGUUAGCAGCUUGUUGAGAGUUGGAGCGUAGGUAGGAAUUCUAGUCUCGAUUGAUGGUUUAUUUUACAAGUGCGUCUGGUUUAUUCGAACUGUUUACGUUGCAUUUGCACAUGUAGUUCACGUGCCACCAACGGUCAUCCUAAUUCCCAGUAUUGAUUUGACACAUUGCCGUAGUCUUUACUCUUUUCCAUUAAGCACAUCCGAUUCUCUCCAGUUUCAACUCUGCAGUUAAGUUACAUCGCUUUUUAUCCAAAUACCAUUCCUCUUUGUAUUAUAACUGCAUUUCUGACCGCUCAAGACCAGCUGAGGACAACUGUUCUUUCCCACACCUUCAUUUCCUUCUCCCCCAACCACGCCCAAGCAUGCGCUCUGUCCACCACAAUCACCAGACCACGUUGGCUGAACAAACUGUCUGGUCAUCUGGUCGGGCCAUCGGACCUUGCACCUUCUGUCACCCACCCAGCGCCCCCGGCAGCGGGGAAAUUUACACAGACUACCCCGCCGCCGCCGCCGCCGCCGCCGCGGCUUUUUCGGUCGCCCGGCGGGCUCGUAUCGAACGUUCCGCGGACGGCGGCGAUGAAAUGGCUCGCUCGAUAGCCGCCGCCGGUGGACUUUGGUCCGCGGUGCGGCCUGGGACCGGGCACCGCCGGCCGAGGGCAGGGGUCACCCGCGUGGUACGCCAGGGUUCGCCCGCGUGGUAUGCCCCGCAGUCAGGUUACUCGCGGACUUUGAGUUUAGUUUGUACGAUGAGUCAGGGUGAUGGUCUGCUGAUAGAAGGCAGGAUGACGCGUUAGGAUUUACAGGUUUUGCCCGGCUGCUGUUGUGGGGGUUAUAGGAACGAUUGCAGAGUGGGUUGAUACUUCAAAUACUCCGCUGUCUAUAGCAGCAUGCCUCUUGUCCGAUACGAAGAUACAGUAGUCGGUUGUGACUGAAACACCUCAGCAGUAGCCGGGUAGACUGGUAGGAAGCCCGCAAUAACCUUUGCCAAUAUUAGUAUUUACUACCCGAUCGAGAGCAGGUAUCUCGAUCUGGUUUUGAUUCCUUCUUGUUCUGUCAUUUAUCUGCAUGAUAGUGCCAUUUUAGAUCGAGUUUCUCACUCAUGCCUUGCAUGCGAAAGGCAUUUUCCGCCGCGGUAGAGCGAAGCCAAGAUGCUUAGAUUCCUAGAAUGUAGUGUCGUAUCUUCCGAUUUCGUUGCAUGCUCGUUUGAGAAUUUCUUUCGCUGGCAAGUGUAGUAUCGAUGACCGGAGAACUGAUGACCGGGCAAAGAGCGGCAGACUCGCAGACGGUAGCAGUCAGUCAGAUCCACCAGACUAGUCUUCGAGUGAUUGUUUUGAGUAUCCGUUUGAGUGUGGUGAUAGAGUGUCCUGUGAUAACCUAGUCUAUAUACGAGUGUCCCGGACUAGUUGUGUUCAUCAAGUGACAUGAAGGCGCUGGACGUCUUCAUUAUUGAUUUCUGGAAAGAUGGUGGUUCGGCAGUGAUUUGACGAUUCUUGCCUCGUUGAUAAGGGUAUUUCGGCGUGCCAUUAUUUCAUAAGUUUGUCUGAGUUGUCGAAUAUCACCGCAUUUUUUGCCAACGCUGGCCGAGCCUGGGUGCAAUCAAGAAGUGAUGCCCUUGUAAAAUAAGUUCGAACAUAAUUAACAAGUUCGGUGAAAGCUCGUCAAAUAAUCGUCAGGUGUGACUUGACAAAAUACAUCGGCAACCUUGUGUGGGCCCUUUUUCGGAUCGGGGCCCUUCAAUCGCCGGUUUAUACAAGUGAAGCGCUGGUAUCUGACAAUUCUCAGGGACGGGAUCGUCCCUAGAGGCCCGUGGCUUGUUCUCGGCUUGCACAGCUCAAUCUGGUGUUCAGGGUUUCAAUCCGCCGUGAGGUACACUCGGGUGUAAUGUUUGACGAACCGGUGUUAUAAUCAGCUGUGUAUGUAUGUGAAAAAUGCAGAUCCCAAUGCUUUGGCCAUUUCGACUGUCAUGGGGUUUAUCGUAUGAUGCUGAGAGUGAAUGAAAACUGUUGAAAGUGUAUGGCCGUAUUCAGUGAUAGAAAUAGGUUAUUGACAUGUUUCGGGGACUGUUUAUAAAUGACAUCACGCUCCAUCGAUUCUCAAGUAAAAGGAUAAUAAUUCUUGGCCCAAUAAAUUGCUAAUGAAGUACGUUGCACCGUAAAGUAAAAUUGAGCGUAGCGUGCUUUAUAAACAGUCCCCGAUUGCGUCUAGACAAGAUGAGUGAUAGUAUUUGUCGAGAGAUAGGCUUCAUGAAUAUUGUUUAUGUAGGUAGGUAGGUCUUUUAGCUUCCACAUUUGUAGAACAAAUAGUCAUCCGCGAUCGGUUUAGAUCCGUCAAUCGUAGUAACGGGUAAAGUGCUCGUGGAAUCCGUUGUUUCUUAGCUUCAUCCCAGUAGUUCCUAUCUUGUCCAUGCCUCCGUGCUAGGCAUUCCACAUAGAUAUUAUUUGAUCCUCCGAUCUUCCCCGGUAAUGAUUAUCUAGAAUAUUAUCACCUCUUAUCUAUUGAAUUUGAUUGCAUAUGCACCAGCACGUAGCGUAGCAUUCCAGUUUAGGACCUUCACAUCCGCAGUCGUUCAGCCGUACCUUUACUGGAGUAAUGUUGCUGAUACACUCUAAGGACUUUGUUUACCAGUAUUGACUCGUGUGUCCGUCACUCCCUUCGGUACUACCUUCUUAUGCACGUCUUUACAAUGUUACGCUGUCUGUCUCGGCAAUACACUCUCCAUCUAU